This is a messenger RNA of Nanorana parkeri, 1261 nucleotides long. RefSeq names its product NFKB inhibitor like 1 (gene NFKBIL1). Gene Ontology annotation, biological process: canonical NF-kappaB signal transduction. Bases 91 to 1233 code for a protein of 380 amino acids. The record is from RefSeq and is a predicted model, not a curated record. The transcript is spliced from 5 exons. Lineage: Eukaryota; Metazoa; Chordata; Amphibia; Anura; Dicroglossidae. Gene Ontology annotation, molecular function: protein binding.
UGUUAACAUGGUUCUCUGUGCACAGGAAUGAAAAGAGAGUAAAUCAUUGUGAAUAUCGUUGGUUGGAGCGGACAGGAGGCUGUAGGUCUCAUGUCCUUCCACCGGGAACUGCGGGCGCUACGCUACAUUCAGAAGGGAGAUGUCCUGAGACUGAAGUCAUAUAUUCGCCGGCACCGCCGCCAUCUGCAGCUCGACCAGCUUCUGCCAGGGGGACAGAGCCUUCUUCACGCUGCCUGCUUAACACGCGAUAAUGCCUGCGCUCUACUGCUGCUCCGUAAAGGUGCUGACCCCAUGCAGUGCGAUGCUGCAGGAAACAACGCUCUGCACGUGGCAGCUCGGGAGAUGGAGAAGGGAGAAUGGAGAGUGUACACGGACCUGUGCGUUCCAAUUCUGAAACGUUGUCCGCAGACGAUGGACGUUCCAAACAAGCAAGGGACAACGGCACGUGAAAUCCUUCGCCGGGCAGAAGACCUCAUGAGACAUAGCAGGGAACAGCAGACCUCCCCGUUCACGGAUCCCUCAUCUAAGGAGACAUCAGAGUGGAGAGAGAAGCUUUUUGCAGAGGGUAUGGAUGAAUACCAGGAGAUCUUUGGGCAAUAUGAUGAUGACGACUACUCGGAUUCAGUUCCUGACAUGGAAAGCUUCGAGUCCUGGGCGGACCGUAUCUACACAGAGUACCAUGCCAGAAAUUGCCGGUCCAACAACAUGAGUUUGAAGACUAAGGUUGUGACUUCACAGGACACUUCCAGGCUUGUGGAAGAGCGGAGAUACCUGGAUAGAAAAGAUCAAAUGGAGGGAGAACUGCGCCAGGCGCAGAGUGAGCGGUAUCACAAGAGAUGCCAGGAGGUGUUUGGGGGAGCGGGUGCGAGCAGCGAGGAUGGCUCAAAGCAUAGCAGUAGCAAAGCCACGCUAAGUCAUGACACGACUGACAAUGACAAUGCUAAUAACACCAACACAAGGAUGGGUACGAGUAUGUUGAGCUACAAAGACAUACCGUGGCCGCUCCCUGGUGGCACUGCAGAGCAGAUGGCACGGUUCAUAGCAGCAGGUGCAGACUCUUCUGACGUCACAACAUAUAAGCGCUACCUGCGGGCACAGAGAGUGACGUGGCAUCCAGAUCGCUUUAUGCAGAGAUGUGGCGCUCGUCUUCUUGCCAAGGACCGGGUGCGGGUGUUGGAGACUGUUACGGCUCUGUCACAGGAGUUAAACAGACUGGCAGAGCUGGCAAAGUGAUAGAUGUGGUACCACUAAUACCCACAGC